CGGAGGCGGAGCCGGUCGCCCCCCACUCCCACGCGGGCUCCUCGGGCUCCAAGGCGGGCGCUGCCGACAAGAUGUUCUCGCUGAAGAAGUGGAACGCGGUGGCCAUGUGGAGCUGGGACGUGGAGUGCGACACGUGCGCCAUCUGCCGGGUGCAGGUCAUGGAUGCCUGUCUUAGAUGUCAAGCUGAAAACAAACAAGAAGAUUGUGUUGUUGUCUGGGGAGAAUGUAAUCAUUCCUUCCACAAUUGCUGCAUGUCCCUAUGGGUGAAACAGAACAAUCGCUGUCCCCUCUGUCAACAGGACUGGGUGGUCCAGAGAAUAGGCAAAUGAAAAUGUCAGUUUUUCUGUUGAACGUGUUUGAAGAAGUAUAUGUCUAAUGCCAUAUACCCAUAUGAAGAGAGGAACACUCUAACUAUGGUGUGAUUCAUGCAAUUUAUAUCUGUUAAAAGAAUGUUAUGGGUUUUGUUGCGGUUGAACACUGUAGUGUGUUGCUGUACCAUUUUGAUUGGUCUUAUGUCAACAUCUUUUCACAACUAAGGCACACUACCUUAGAGUGUAGUGUUCUGGGUAUAAAUUUUAGCAACUACUUAGAAAUGAUUUGCUGCAAAAAAGACCCAAUUACAGUCUACCUUAUAUUUUUGGUAAGGAAAUGUAAAAAACAAUGCAUUCAAAAAGAAGGCCUCAUUCAUAAAAUUGAUAUGAUGUAUAACUGAGUCAAAACAAUUUUUACCAUGCGCAAUACUACAUCCACACCAAAGCACCAUAAAUAAUUUUGCUUUACAGUGAUGUUUGGACUCAAAUAAAUAGUAUGUGAAACAUUCAUUUUAUUGUGUGUUUUCUCUCGGUCCUCCUUUCCCCUACCUCCAGUAUGGUAGAAAUCUUAUUUAUGUUCUAGUGCAGACUUGUUUUUGUGAUGACUUAAAAAAAUCUGAAUUUAUAAUUCAUUGAAUAUUAACGGCCUUUUCUUUUAUAAUAUGUAUUUUGAUUCUCCAUCAUGCAGAAUAAACUGGUGCCACAUUAGAA
Pelodiscus sinensis (Chinese soft-shelled turtle) is the source of this 1022-nucleotide messenger RNA. RefSeq names its product ring finger protein 7 (gene RNF7). NCBI's taxonomy places the organism in Eukaryota, Metazoa, Chordata, Testudines, Trionychidae. Gene Ontology annotation, molecular function: zinc ion binding. The record is from RefSeq and is a predicted model, not a curated record.